AUGAAAUCUUCUUUAUUUACUUUAAUAAUUAUUUUAAUAAUUUUUAUUUCUUAUAAUAAUAAUUUAUUUCUUGCGCAACAACAACAAUCGUCGUGGCAGUCCAAUGAUAAAGAACAUAAAUUCAUUGUGUUUCAUAAAUUUCCACAGCAAAUAUCAUAUACAAAACGAGGAGAAGUCAUAGUCAUUACCAAUAAAGCAGUUUCACAAUAUAUUGGUGUUAAUGAUAAUGUCUUAUUUGAUGAUGUUGAAUACUCAUCACCUUUCUAUUUAAUAAAAUUAGUUGAUGAGAAUGAUCAAAAUAAUGUUUUGAAAUCUUUUACAAAAAUGUGUUUAUUAAAAUCUUCGAAUUUUGAAGAUGAAAUUAUUAUACACUUGGACAAACAUAAUAAACCAUUUCAUUUUGAUUAUUACACUUUAAAAGAUCAAUGUAAUGAUACAAUAAAAGUUCAAUCUGACAAGAUUAAUAAUGAAUUUAAGACUUCAAUUCAAACAGUUAGAUCAAUUAAUGGUGUGAGUCCUAGAUUACACAAAGCUUUGCCUGUAAAAGAAGAUGGAACAGUUGAGAAACCUCCUGAAGAAAAAUCAUUUCUACAAAAAUAUUGGUAA
Entrophospora sp. SA101 is the source of this 606-nucleotide messenger RNA. The record is from the annotation of a GenBank genome assembly. Lineage: Eukaryota; Fungi; Glomeromycota; Glomeromycetes; Entrophosporales; Entrophosporaceae.